Andrographis paniculata is the source of this 1260-nucleotide messenger RNA. RefSeq lists its product as uncharacterized. The transcript is spliced from 8 exons. The record is from RefSeq and is a predicted model, not a curated record. Gene Ontology annotation, biological process: dolichol-linked oligosaccharide biosynthetic process. The coding region runs from base 219 to 932 and encodes 237 amino acids. Lineage: Eukaryota; Viridiplantae; Streptophyta; Magnoliopsida; Lamiales; Acanthaceae. Gene Ontology annotation, cellular component: UDP-N-acetylglucosamine transferase complex.
AAAUGUCCAAUCCUGUUCUUCUUCCUCAGGCCGGGUUUAGCCUGCAACAGAGCAUAAUAUCUCCGCCUCUUUCUUCUUCAGGUGGCUUCGCCUCCUACAGCAGCACUUCUGUGAGACAAUUUGUUUGUUGUUUUUCCAUUUCAAAUCGAUCCCGGAGAUGAUUGGAAGAUAUAGAUGAGUUUGUGCUGUUUCAGGAUUUCUGGUUGCUGAAACACCUCAUGCAUUGUGCCAUGGAGGCGGCAGCUGAUUAUUUCUUCUUCGGCAUGACAUUCCCGAAUGUAGCUUUACUCAUAGUUGGUGCUUCCACGCUUGUUAUUGUCCGAUUUUUAUACAUUAUAUAUCGAGGCAGAAAACCUCUAUCUAGCAAACCAAAAGGACAUCUUAGUACCCUGAUUGUUUUGGGUUCAGGUGGCCACACUGCAGAGAUGCUAAAUCUGCUCAGUGUUAUGCAGUUGGAUGGGUUUAAGCCAAGAUACUACAUUGCUGCUGCUACUGAUAAUAUGAGCCUUCAGAAGGCUCGGGCACUGGAGAAUUCCAUAAGGAAUGAGACAGAGAUCGAAUCAAUGGGAUCUACCCAUUUCAUGCAAAUAUACCGAAGUCGUGAGGUUGGUCAAUCGUACAUAACUUCAGUGGCUACAACUUUAAUAGCUUUAACUCAUGCAUUGUGGCUCAUGAUCAAGAUUCGACCUCAAGUGAUAUUGUGCAAUGGGCCAGGGACCUGUAUACCUCUCUGUGUAAUUGCAUUCUUGUUCAAGGUUUUCGGGAUCAGGUGGUCUUCCAUUUUUUACGUCGAGAGUAUUGCUAGAGUUAAAAGACUAUCGUUAAGUGGGUUGAUUCUCUACAAACUAAGGAUAGCUGAUCAAUUAUUCGUACAAUGGCCACAGUUGAAGAGCAAAUAUCCUCGGGCUAACUAUGUUGGUCGUCUAAUGUGAAGAAUUCAUUGAGGCAAUGAUCUAACAAACUUUACCAGUAGUCUGGACUCUUAUAUUCAUCGUAGCUACCGAAGGGUGCGGAAUGCUGUUACCAACAAACAACACUCGAGGGCUGGAAGAUCAAAUCAUCACAGUAAGGAUAUGAGUCUGUAUAGAUCAAUGGCUCUUUAACAAUGGCUUAUUAGCUUUUUCUCAAUUCCCCAACACACAGUAUAAAUACAAUUAUACAAAGCAGUGGUUAGUAGAACUCACUCUCGAUUAAGUACAUAUCCUAGUGCAUUUGCUAGGGUGUGAUCUUCAUCUUUAAUUGAAAACGUCGCUUUUGAUU